Molecule: messenger RNA, 1486 nt
Organism: Tribolium madens (black flour beetle)
Lineage: Eukaryota; Metazoa; Arthropoda; Insecta; Coleoptera; Tenebrionidae
Exons: 7
Coding region: 88-1305 (405 amino acids)
Source: RefSeq, a predicted model, not a curated record
CAUUAGUUAAGGAUGUAGUGUAGUAGUAAGUGUAAUAGUAAGGUGUAGUGUAGUUGAAGUCAUUUAUCUUGAUGAAAACUAGCAGUAAUGAACAGUCUGUUUUUUUUCUUUUUUUUUCUCUUCUAUUGUUCUAGUGAAGAUGGUUAUUGUUUCUAUGAGAACAACCCAACAAAGUAUUUCGAACAUGGAUCGCCACUAACAGCAGAACAAGUUGAGCAAUCUUUUGGAAACACUUGUUCAUUAUUACCACGUUAUACACCUUUGGAAUUUACGUUCUCAAAUAAUGAAGAAAAUGUGUAUCUUAAAUUGAAAAAUAUCACAGGGACAACUUUUCACCUUUAUGAAUCAAAAUUUCCAGAUUUCCCAAAUUAUAAAAUUUCUAUUUCUAAAGGUAGCAUGGUGACGAUUGCAAAAUGUGAAGAGAUCAAUUUCUGUGAAUUAUUAGAAGAAUGCAGUGAUGCCUUUAUUGAAAUUCAACGGUACAGACACCAAUCACCAUUGCCAGACGAUAUUGUGUAUAUUUCUUGGAAAAAAGUAGUGUCGACAUUAUCUAUUUUGGUUGAGUAUGAAGGAAAAAUAACAAGAUGCAGGGACUUUACUAAGACUAUUAACAUCACCAAAGUAGUAAUGCAAAGUGAUAAGAAAAUGCCAGUUGCUUAUACACAAUAUGAGUUGGUGACAACAACAACAACUAGUGACGACCAAACGCAAUCCGUAAAAAUUAUUAACUCAAAUAUUAGCUUGGGAAUAUGUGAAUCAAUAUAUGUUCGUAUUGCUCAAUGUUCAAUUUGUUCAAUGAACUUGAGAUUAAAAUGUGGGAAUGAAAUUGUCAAUAAAACAGUACGAUCUGAUGAAGGACCUCGUUUGUUGUUUUCAAAUAAUUUUUUUCUCUACGGAUGGAACGAAAUCGAAUUGUCACCGCCAUCAAAUAACCAUAUUCAAAAGAUCAACUGUAAUUUAGAAAUGUAUGGAAGUUACGAUAAUAUCACACCAGCUGCCGUUACCAAAUUCUGGAGAACCACUAAUCGGACUGUCAAAGGAACGCGAACAACAACAACAACAGACAUUUCUGUUUUAUCCACUCAAACGGAAAAAAAUUCAACAAUCAUAUCGACGACAGACGAUCCUUUAUUGUUGCUAAAUAUGACUACAUCAAAAAUUCCACCUAAUAAUUCAGAAGAAUGUUCAUGUAUCAACAAUUAUCUUGCUGCAAUCGCUGGCGCUGGUUUUAUCAUAGUUGUAUUACUUUUCUACAUCUUCUGGUCAAAACUGACAAGAUCCUCCCGUAGAGGAUUCCCGUUGUGAAUUACAAAAUAGUAUGUACGUGUGAUUAAAUUAUCAACUAAUUAGCUAAAUUCCAAAUUGCAUAGUUUAAAUUUGAAGGGCGCAAAAAAAUAAUUUUGCUUUUUUAAUAAUAAUUUUAUAAUAGGGUAAUCCUAAAAAAGGGAAAAUGCCUUUUUUGACAAAGUAUAAAAAAAUAGUAACG